Messenger RNA from Sphenostylis stenocarpa, 1194 nucleotides. The record is from the annotation of a GenBank genome assembly. Lineage: Eukaryota; Viridiplantae; Streptophyta; Magnoliopsida; Fabales; Fabaceae.
AUGGGGGCACAGCAAACGAACUUCCGGAUUUCCAGCGGGUUGUUUUCUGCUUUUGCUCAGAAGGAAAAAUCACUUGGUACAGCUGUGAUGGUUGCGAACGACUAUUUUCCUCCUUUGUUUAGUGUGGCCCCAAUGAUGGACUGGACAGAUCAUCACUACCGGACGCUGGCACGUCUGUUGUCGAAACACACUUGGCUCUACACGGAGAUGCUUGCUGCUGAAACAAUUGUUUAUCAAAAGGGAAAUCUGGACAGAUUCUUGGCGUAUGCUCCAGAUCAACAUCCUAUUGUGCUUCAAAUUGGUGGAAGUAACUUAGAUAAUUUGGCUAAAGCAACUGAACUUGCCAAUCGUUAUUGCUAUGAUGAGAUCAACUUCAACUGUGGAUGCCCAAGUCCUAGAGUAGCUGGACGUGGAUGCUUUGGCGUACGUCUUAUGCUUGAUCCAAAGUUUGUUGCAGAGGCUAUUUCAUUAAUUGCUGCCAAUACAAAUGUACCUGUCACAGUCAAAUGUCGAAUUGGUGUGGAUGAUCAUGAUUCUUACAAUGAAUUAUGUAAGGUUUCUUCUCUGUCACCUGCUAAGCAUUUCAUAAUUCACUCAAGGAAGGCACUGCUCAGGGGCCUUAGCCCAGCAGAAAAUCGGAGUAUUCCUCCACUGAAAUAUGAAUACUUUUAUGGCCUCUUACGAGACUUUCCUGACUUAACAUUUACAAUCAAUGGUGGUAUUACUAGCAUUGAUGAGAUCAAUGGAGCUCUAAAGGCUGGGGCCCAUGGUGUUAUGGUUGGACGUGCAGCAUACCACAACCCUUGGCAUAUUUUGGGACAUGCUGAUACAGCAAUUUAUGGUGCACCAAGCAGUGAUCUUACACGUCGUCAGGUCCUUGAGAAAUAUCAAGUAUAUGGGGACUCAGUGUUACGUCAAUAUGGACUUGGGCCAACUGUGCGAGAUAUUGUGAAGCCUUUACUUGGCUUUUUUCAUUCUGAGCCUGGGAAUGGACUAUGGAAGCGCAAAGUAGAUUCAGCUGUCCAAACUUGCACGACAAUUAAAUCAUUUUUUGAAGAAACCCUUGUAGCAAUUCCUGACUCGGUCUUGGAUUCACCGGUUGCGGAACCACAGUAUGGUCGUGGAGAUCUUUUUGCUAACAUGCACAGCUUGCUACCUCCACCAUACAGAAUAAGAGAAGAGGAUACCAUAUAA